AUGGCCAGCCCCGGCGCCGGCCACCUCAUUCCAAUGGCCGAGCUGGCGCGGCGGCUCGUGGAGCUCGGCUUCUCGGCCACGAUCCUCACGUUCACCAACCUCUCCGCCCCACUAGAUCAACUUCUCCCAUCCCUCGCCGCCUCCGUCGCCACCGCCGCGCUCCCCGCUGUCCGGAUGGACGACCUUCCCGCCAACGCCCACGACGGCCGCGUGCUCGUGGAGCUCAUUCGCCGCUCCCUCCCCAACAUCCGCGACCUCGUCCGCUCCAUCAACAACUCUAGUACCGGGGCCGCCCCGCUCGCCGCUCUGGUGCCGGACUUCCUCUGCUCCAUGGCGCUGCCUAUCGCCGCCGAGCUCGGCGUCCCCGGCUACGUCUUCUUCCCUAGCAACCUGGCCAUGGUCGCCCUCACGCGCCACAUCGUCGAGCUCCACGAGGGCGCCGCUUUCGGCGAAUACCGCGACGUUGCCGUGCCUCUCGAGCUUCCCGGCGGAGUGUCGCUGAGCGGCGCUGACAUCCCGGACGCGUUCCGCGGCAGUUUCACCAACCCGCGUUACUCGAAACUUGUUGAGUUGGUCCGGAGCUAUCGCCUCGCCGACGGCAUACUGGUGAACACGCUCUACGACAUGGAACCUGCCACCGCGGAGGCGUUCGAGCAGCUGGCGGCGGAGCAAGCUGCUGGCGCGUCAGCGUUUGCGUACCCGCCGGUGUUCCCCGUAGGGCCGUUCGUCCGGCCGCCAGAUCCCGACGAAGCCGCCGCCGGCGCGUCGACGCCGUGCUUGGAGUGGCUCGAUCGUCAGCCGACCGGCUCUGUGGUGUACGUCGCCUUCGGGAGCGGCGGGGCACUUUCUGUGGAGCAGACGGCCGAGCUCGCGGCUGGUCUCGAGGCGAGCGGCCAAAGGUUUCUUUGGGUCGUGCGGAUGUCAAGCCUCGACGGCCGCGGCAUCCGAGACGAUGACGAUCCAUUAACGUGGCUCCCCGAGGGCUUCUUGGAGAGGACGAGGGGCAGGGGCCUGGCCGUCGCGGCGUGGGCGCCUCAGGUGCGCGUGCUGUGCCACCCUGCGACCGCCGUCUUCGUGUCGCACUGCGGGUGGAACUCGACUCUGGAGAGCGUGGGGUCCGGCGUGCCCAUGCUCGCGUGGCCGCUGUAUGCAGAGCAGAGGAUGAACGCCGUUAUCCUGGAAGAGAAGCUCGGGGUGGCGCUGCGGGUGCCGGCGGCACGAGAGGACGAUCGAUGCUUCGUGACGUGCUACGGGAUCGCCACCGCUGUGAAGGAGCUCGUGGAGGGGGGUCAGAAGUUGUGGCGACGGGCCGAGAACCUGCAGAAAGCGGGAGCACAUGCGUGGUCACCGUACGGGCCGUCGCGCCGGGUGCUCGAGGAGGUCGCCUUCAAGUUGAAGGCGGCGCUUGGCAGAGAGAAGUAGACGCGGCUCCCCUAACGUGCCAUUGGCACACCGACACGGGGACCCGGGCCCAUGCGUCGAUGGCUCCAUUUCAGGGGUGCAGUACGGGAGUGGAUCCGGCUCCGAAAGAAGUAACAAUUGCACCUGAAUAACAUUUGCGUCAUGCGGAUGCCACUAAAUCUAUCCACUUCCAUGUAAUUUUCGCAAUAAACACCAAUGACCGAUUUUUUGAUCAGUUGGGCCCAUCUAUAAACGGCUAGGUGCUGACAUGGCAUACAACUGUUAACAUCGUUUGUCGACUGUU
Triticum dicoccoides is the source of this 1705-nucleotide messenger RNA. RefSeq names its product hydroquinone glucosyltransferase-like. Gene Ontology annotation, molecular function: UDP-glycosyltransferase activity. Bases 1 to 1422 code for a protein of 473 amino acids. The record is from RefSeq and is a predicted model, not a curated record. NCBI's taxonomy places the organism in Eukaryota, Viridiplantae, Streptophyta, Magnoliopsida, Poales, Poaceae. The transcript has a single exon.